AUGUAUGAUAUCCUCUACUUCUCUGGAGACCCAAUAUUCGUGAAGUAUAUAAACAAACAAUUGUUGUUUAGAGUGAACAUACCAGAUUUUGUAACAGUCAUACCUAAAGAAUGUUUUAAAGGGUGUGUUCAUCUCCAGGAUGUGAAAAUCCCAAAUACACUUUUAAUCAUUGAAUCAAAAGCAUUUGCAAGAUGUAUUCGACUCAAACCAAUCACCAUCCCUCAAAGUGUGACAUCAAUCGCAACCGACGCAUUUGAAGGUUGCAAACCAAAUGCAUUUAAUGGAUUAAAUCAGAUGCAAUUUGAAUCGAUGUUAAAUGAACUUAACGUCGACAAUUCCGUCACACAAAUGAUGUUAAAAGAUUAUUCAAAUUACAAGAACAUCGAAUGUCUCGAGAUACCAAUAACUACACAAGAAAUAGAGCCCGAAAUAUUUCAGACAUUCAAACACUUAAAAUUUGUCAAAUGCGCACCAAUGUGGUUUCAGUUCAUGACAAAUUUAAAGAUAGAAGUUGCAUUAAUUCCGAACGGAAUAGAAGAAAUAUCCAAAGGAGAACUGUUUGGAAUGGAUUCGUUAUCAUUUUUGUCUAUACCGGACAGCGUCGAUGUUAUCCAGCCUGGGGCUUUAGCAUGUUGCGCACAACUGAGAAAUGUGAAGUGCAGUUUAAAACACUUUCAAUAUUUUGAUCCAAGAAAUAUAAAAAUGUUGAUACUUAACAAUGAAGUUAAAGAGUUGUACCAUCUCAAUUUUGGACUAGUCAAUUUAGAAAAGUUGGUCAUACCAGAAACGACUAAAAUAAUGGACAAAACAAUAUUCGUGGACUGCAAAAAGCUUGUGAAUGUCAAUAGAAAGGAUGCUAAACAAAUAUUGAAUAACAAAGUGAGUAUCAAAGAUGGUACAAAAACCAUUUACAAAAAAGACUUUGAAGGGUGGACUAACAUCAAACGUCUUGAAAUUCCAAUUUCAGUUACAACUAUUGAACCAAACACUUUUAACAAUUGUCUGUUACUCAAACAUUUGAAAUGUGAAAUUAAGUGGUUUAAUAUACUGCCAACCAACAAAGUUAAAACUCUUUUUAUCAUUGGUCACAUCACACAACUUUGUGGAAACUUAUUUGAACAAUUUUACAAUCUGCGGAUACUCUUUUUACCAGACAGCGUCGUUGGCAUUGACCCAACUGUGUUGGACUGUUGUGGGUUCCUAAAAAUAUUACGAUGCAAUCCCCUUGCAUGCCGCAAUCUGUCUCAAAAGACCAAGAAACGAAUAAACCCUACAAAACAAAGAGAAUACAUCCAACCCAAUUACAACUUCGAACAAGUAAAAUUGCCUCAAAACUCUCCAAUACCAAAUAGAGAGUAUAUACCUACAGGAACUCCAAAAGUUGUAAGAGAGAGCCCAAUUAAUAAAUCAAAAGACAAACCAAACCCUGAACCUGUUAAAAAAGCAAGUGUUCAAAAUGUUAAUAACACUCGAGAAAAACAGAAUGUUUAUGUGACACAGAACAUAAGAGAAACAACUGUGGAUGAUUUGGUCAGGUUUGAUCGUGGCAACGCAAAAUAUGCAGAAUUGGUCAGAAUGAUAUUACACGUCACAGUCAAUGGUGGAAUAAAUAUUGCAUUCUCUCCUCUAACAAGUUCAGUUGGUGAAAUUGCCAAGGUCUGUGGAGCUGUUUGUAGACACAUUUAUCUUUCAGACAAAAUUGCAUUAAAGAAUGGAUACCACAUUGUCCCACGUCCUGUUCAAGUCUUAUCUAUUCUUCGUCUUGCUGAUGAAAUAUUGAACCGCAAAGGUGCAAUUGGUGAGAUCAAAACAGGUGAAGGAAAGUCAUUUAUCAUUACAACACUGAGUAUUGUUUUAGUGAAGUUUAAACGUCAAGUGGACAUUGUCACAUCUAAUUUGGAGUUGGCAAGAAGAGACCAAGAUGAACAGAAAAUGUACUUUGAUCUUUUUGGGUUGAGCAGUGGAGUACUUUUCAACACAAAAAGUGACAAGGAAUUUAUGACAAACAACACUUUUGUUGUAAAUGAAGACAACAAAGACACACUGGAGUCAUUUAAUUGUCGAGUAUUUGAUUGUAACAUUGUAUACUCAACAAACUCCAAUUUUGAAUUUGUGCAUUUGCAUUCGUUAUUUAAAGCAACUCCACUAAGACAUCGACCUUAUGAUGUUGUCAUUGUCGAUGAAGUUGACAAUAUGUUAUUAGAUGAGUCAAUGUCUCCUGCAAUUAUCGCAAAAGACAUCAAAUUGGCAUUUUCAAGUGAUGUACUCAAGAUAGUGUUUAUCUUGCGCAACUGUCCAGUUCCUGAAAUAGUUAAAGUGUUGAAAUACUACUUCCCAAAGUGUGGUAAUUUCGAUGAUGAUGAAGUUGAUCUACUCAGACAUGCCGCUAAGACUGCUGGAAUGAAUAUCAAAAACACAGAUUACAUUAUAGAAGAUGGAGAAAUAGUCAUAAUUGACUCGAACACUGGCUUCAAGAAAAAGGGGAGCAGAUGGAACAAUUACAUCCAUGAAAUGGUUGAGAUAAAGGAAGGAUUGACUCCAAAAAGUCCAUCAGUUUCUAUAAGCCAAAUUACACAACACGGAUACUUUAAUUUGUAUCACAAUAUCGGAGGAGUGACUGGAACAAUAGGUAGUGCUGAUGAUGAACAGAUGUUAAGUCGAGAAUAUGGUGUCAAUAUUUUUAAAGUACCACGUCACUUUAGUUCACAGAAAAAUGUGAUUAUAGUUCAACGACCAAAUUCACUUGUACAAAUUUAUGUAAAGAUAUACAAAGAAAUUAUAAAUGAAACAAGACGAGGAAAACCAGUACUUGUUAUCAUGGAUUCUAUUAAUAGAGUUAACGAGUUUGUAGAGAAAAUAUACAAAGAAUCAAGUGUAAUAACUGCAGUGAAUCCACCAGCAGAUAGAGUAUCUAUAACACAAGCAGGAGAGUCAAGAAGAGUCACAAUAGCAACUUCCGCAGCCGGGAGAGGGGUUGACAUCAAACUUUCAAAGCAGUCUUUAUCAUCGGGCGGUCUUCAUGUAAUUAUUCCUUUUCAAAUGGCAAACCAGAGAGCAUUAGAACAAGCUGCUGGGAGAUCUGGAAGACAGGGGCAGCCUGGAACCGUCACCAUAUACCGUUCGGACAAAGAUUUGUUUUACAAGACUCCCGAAUUUGAAGUUGGCAAUGACAACUUGGCCAAACUUGAAUUGUAUUUCUCUGAAUAUCUCAGAACAAAUUUCAGAUGGAUUUAUAAUGGAAAGGGGAAAUAUGGGUUGGGAGAUAACAUGUUUCCAUUUGGUGUGACGGUCUCAAUUGUUUUAGAUAUCUUUGCGAAUCGACUCUCGAAAAUUCAAAACCCCGAAGAGUUCCAGGACAUCGUUUUGGAGAUGGUCCAAACGGCUUGGGGCGUCUUUUUCAGUCGACUUGAGAAGUCCAUUAAGAAGUGUUCAGACAUGGCUUUUUGUCAAUCAGAGUACAACAGCUUUCUUCAUGAACUGAGUGCAUGGCUCCCUCUUCAGAGUACAGAUCUUGUGAAAGCCCAGACCCACAUUUUCGGCGAGUCAGUUAAAAGAAUAGAUUGGGGUGAAAUUGCAAUCAUUGGAGGUAUCACAAUCGCAUCAAUUGGAAUUUCAGUCUUCUUCCCACCAGCAGCGCCUUAUGUUCUUGUUGGAGCUGGUGUAAUGCUUGAAGGAGGGUUGGAAGUGUAUCAACAACUAAAAAAUGGAGAUGACAUCAAUUGGACUGCAGUACUUAUUAAGUCUGGUGCUGGUGCUAUUAAAGGGGCAAUUGCAACAAGUGGACUUGGCACAGUAUACUCAGGACUUGCGAUUGGAGGCACAGGAGCUCUCGAGAAUUUAUUAUACUCAGCGGCUACGGGAGAUAUCAACAAAGAUACAAUAAGUGACUCACUGAUUGGAGGAGGGCUCGAGGGACUUACUUCUGGAGCACAAGAAUGGCUGGGUGGUAAACUGUUCCCAGAAUCAGUGGGUGGUGGAUUGGCUCGAAAAUUUAAAAGUAAAUUUGCUCAAGCGGAAAUCGACGAUUUAUUAUCGAAGAUAUCAGACAGUAUUGAAGAUAAGUUGACGAACAAAAAGGAUUGGGAUUCUAAGUGA
Messenger RNA from Entamoeba invadens IP1, 4095 nucleotides. RefSeq lists its product as hypothetical. Gene Ontology annotation, molecular function: ABC-type protein transporter activity; ATP binding. Lineage: Eukaryota; Evosea; Mastigamoebida; Endamoebidae. The record is from RefSeq and is a predicted model, not a curated record. The transcript has a single exon. Bases 1 to 4095 code for a protein of 1364 amino acids. Gene Ontology annotation, cellular component: membrane. Gene Ontology annotation, biological process: protein targeting; protein import.